This is a messenger RNA of Spirodela intermedia, 3437 nucleotides long. NCBI's taxonomy places the organism in Eukaryota, Viridiplantae, Streptophyta, Magnoliopsida, Alismatales, Araceae. The record is from the annotation of a GenBank genome assembly.
AUGGGGAGAACGGUCGCUGUUGUUGUUCUUCUUCUUCUCUUUUUGGUUUCUCUUCUGGGCACUUGCUCUUCUUCUCUCUCUAGCUUCUCCCCGGUGGGAGACGGUCUGGUGCUGGCCUCUCUGAAGCAGGGCUUCCGGGCAUUCAGUCCGGCAUUGGAUGGCUGGGACUCGUCCCGCCCGAGCUCGGUCUGUUCAUGGCUGGGCGUGACGUGCGAGCUCGAUCGGGUCGUCUCCUUGGACCUCUCCGGCUUCAACCUCUCCGGCUCCAUCUCCCCGGAGAUCUCCGACCUCCACCGGCUCGUCAAUCUGUCCCUCGCCGGAAAUGCCUUCGCCGGUGAGCUCAAGCUCUCCAAUAUGACGAGCCUCCGGUCUGUAAACAUUUCCCGCAACCAGUUCAGCGGUGGCCUCGACUGGGACUUCUCGAGCUUGCCGAGCCUGGAGGUGCUCGACGCCUACGACAACAACUUCACCGCCCCGCUGCCGCUCGCCGCCGUGGACUCGCGGCGGCUCCGCCACCUCGACCUCGGAGGGAACUUCUUCUAUGGGAAGAUCCCCCCGGAGUACGGAAGCUGGGCCGCCAUUGAAUACCUCCAGCUCGCCGGUAAUGACCUCCGGGGAGGAAUACCCGGCGAACUGGGCAACCUCACGAGUCUGAGGGAGCUCUAUCUUGGCUACUUCAACGUCUUCGACGGCGGCGUACCGGCGGAGCUCGGAGAUUUGCAGAACCUCGUCGUCUUGGACCUCUCUAGCUGCGGCCUGGACGGGCAGGUCCCGCCGGAGCUGGGGAAUUUGCAGGCCCUGGAGACUCUGUUCCUCCACACCAACCUCUUCUCUGGGACCCUCCCCAGCUCGCUCGGCAACCUGACCAACCUCGUCUCCCUCGACCUCUCCAACAACGCCCUCGUCGGAGAGAUUCCCCCGGAGCUCGCUGGGCUGAGGCGGCUGUCCCUGCUCAACCUGUUCAUGAACAGGCUUCACGGGUCGCUGCCAGAAUCCAUGGCCGACCUUCCCAACCUGGAGAUUCUCCAGCUCUUCAUGAACAACCUCACUGGUGUCAUCCCCGAGAGGCUAGGCACCAACGGCAGGAUCCGGACGCUGGACCUCUCGUCCAACAAGCUCACCGGCGUGAUCCCCCCCAACCUCUGCUCCGGCAACCAGCUGAAAGUGCUCAUCCUGCUGAAGAACUUCCUGUUCGGGCCUAUCCCGGAGAGCUUGGGCACCUGCGGGAGCCUCACCAGAGUCCGGCUAGGGCAGAACUACCUCAACGGGAGCAUUCCUAUGGGCUUCCUCUACCUACCACUGCUCAACCUCGUCGAGCUUCAGAACAACUACCUGUCGGGGACGAUGGCGGAGAACCCCGACCCGGCGGCGGGCGGCUCGACCCAGCUGGCGCAGCUAAACCUCUCCGGAAACCUCCUCACUGGCCAUCUCCCCUCCUCCAUCUCGAACUUCUCCUACCUCCAGACCCUCCUCCUCAGUGGCAACCACUUCGACGGCCCGAUCCCUUCUUCCGUCGGAGGGCUCCGCCGCAUCGUCAAGCUCGACCUCAGCUCGAAUGUAUUCUCCGGCGAGAUACCGCCGGAGAUUGGGAACUGCUCGCAGCUCACCUACCUCGACCUGAGCCAGAAUGACCUCGUCGGAGCAAUCCCCCCAGAGAUCGCGAGCAUCCAGAUUCUCAAUUAUCUGAACCUCUCCCGCAACCAUCUGAACCAGGGGGGGAUCCCCCGGUCCAUCGGCGGCCUGAAGAGCCUCACCGCCGCCGACUUCUCCUUCAACGACCUGUCGGGGAGGCUGCCGGAAAAUGGCCAGUUCGUGUACUUCAACGCGUCCUCCUUCGCGGGCAACCCGCGGCUGUGCGGCCCCGCGCUGAACAACCCCUGCAACUACUCCGCCGGCGGGGUCCCGCCGGCGAAGUCCGUCUCCGGCGAUUUCAAGCUGGUCUUCUCCCUCGGUCUACUUGUCUGCUCCCUGCUCUUCGCCGGCGCCGCCAUCCUGAAGGCUCACUCUUACAAGCGAACAGACGGCGGUGGCGGCGGAAAGUGGAAGCUCACGGCCUUCCGGAAGCUCGACUUCGGCGUGAGCGACGUGGUCGAGUGCAUGAAGGACUCCAACGUGAUCGGACGCGGCGGCGCGGGUGUGGUCUACCUCGGCAGGACGGGCGGCGGCGGCGAGAUCGCCGUCAAGCGCCUGCUGGGCUUCGGCGGCGCCGCCGGUGGCCACGACCACGGCUUCCGUGCGGAGGUGCGCACGCUGGGCAACAUCCGGCACAGGAACAUCGUGAGGCUGUUGGCCUUCUGCUCUAACUCGCGUACCAACACCAACGUCCUCGUCUACGAGUACAUGCCCAACGGGAGCCUCGGGGAGGCGCUCCACGGUAAGCGCGGCGGCGCCGCCCCCCUAGGGUGGGACCGGCGGUACGCCAUCGCCGUCGAGUCCGCUCGGGGACUCUGCUACCUCCACCACGACUGCCGCCCGAUGAUCGUGCACCGCGACGUCAAGUCCAACAACAUCCUCCUCGACUCCGACUUCCGGGCCCACGUCGCCGACUUCGGCCUGGCCAAGUUCCUCCGCGACGGCGCCGCCUCGGAGUGCAUGUCCGCCAUCGCCGGCUCCUACGGCUACAUCGCCCCAGGUACCUUCCAUCUCCUCCCUACUCCUCGUCGUUUCCCAAUUGAGCGGCGUUUGACGGAGACAGGUCUGCAACCUGACUGCAACCUGCCUUCCCCGUCCGUCCUCCGCCACAGAGAUGGCCGGAAUCUGAUAAACUACGGGCUACUCACUGCUACGCCCAACCGGUCCCCACCUCCUCCCUGGCCUACGUCGGGAUCAGAUUUGCCGGCGGGGUCGGCGGUGGAGGUGGUCACUCUGACACAACAUUCUGAUCUCUGGCCACCGCUUGUAAGAGAGUUCUGCGGUAUUUUCCGACAAGGCCGCCGUCUCGGAUUCUACACAGUCAUGAUCUCCAUGGUUGAUCAAUUUUCCUAGAUCUUGGGUCUGAUUAUCUUUCCACUGAUUUGGACGCAGAGUACGCCUACACGCUAAGGGUGGACGAGAAGAGCGACGUGUACAGCUUCGGGGUGGUGCUGCUUGAGCUGCUCACCGGGCGGCGCCCGGUGGGGGAGUUCGGGGACGGCGUGGACAUCGUGCAGUGGGCGAAGUCGACCACCGGCUGCUGCAAGGAGAACGCGCCGGCGAUCGUCGACAAGCGGGUUGGGGCGGCGGCACCGCCCGGCGAGGCCAUGCACGUUUUCUUCGUGGCCAUGCUCUGCGUCCAGGAGAACAGCGUCGAGCGGCCCACCAUGCGGGAGGUUGUCCAGAUGCUGUCCGAGUUCCCCCGCCAUCCCCACGAGGAGCGCGCGCCGCCGUCCUCCGCCGUGGACGUCAUCCACAAGGAGAACGACAGCUGUUACAAGCUCUUCCCGGACCUGCUCAACUGA